AUGAAUGAAAUGGACCAGAUACGUUGUUCAAAAUCGAUCACUGUUUGUGAAAGUUCGAGUGGAUCUGUGCCUGAGGCUGUGAUUGUAGUCUCUGGUCUCAAGGGUGAGACCAGUGACUCUGUCUCAAACCAUGUAUUGAUCGAAGAGCAAAAAGAGAAUGAUUCAAGAAUGGGGAAAGAUGGUGUUGGAUGCAGUAACGGUUCAGCUCGCGAUGUUCACGAGGAAGUUGCAAAUAACGUUACUGCGGUAAGCUGUCACGAGAGUGAUGCUUCAGAAAAAGCAAAGGAGAAGGAGUUUCACGUGAUUGAUCUGAGCGGUGGAGGAGAAGAAAGUGAUAAUGGACAAAGAAUCUGCAGGAUCUGUCAUUUUGGUUCUGAUCAAACGCCGGAUAGAGUUUCUGGCAAGUCAGUAAGUGUAGACUUGAUUGAGAUUGGUUGCAAAUGCAAAAACGAGCUUGGUCUUGCGCAUUUUCAUUGCGCUGAAGCUUGGUUUAAGCUAAGAGGAAACAGUGUAUGUGAAAUCUGCGGUUCUUCAGCGUUGAAUGUUCCAGUAAGGUUGACGGAGGAGGAGUGGAGCGAAAUAAGGGACGGUACAACGGAUGAAGGAAGAAGACGUGGAAGUGGACAGUCUUGCUGCAUUUUCAUGGUUUUUCUGCUUACUAUCAUUCUGCUUCAUUGGUUUUUCAAGAAGAUGAGUGGUUACUACCAAAAUACAUAAAAUUAAUUUGUUAGUUAAUAAGCAUAUAUGUUUGUAACUUGUACAUCCUAUUAUGUACUAUAUUGAAACAGAAGAAGAUAGAAUACAGUACAAGUUUUAUAGAAUUUAAUAAAUGGUCAAGUCAGAGUUUUUUACUUUUAA
Brassica napus (rape) is the source of this 858-nucleotide messenger RNA. RefSeq lists its product as uncharacterized. The coding region runs from base 1 to 717 and encodes 238 amino acids. The transcript has 2 exons. The record is from RefSeq and is a predicted model, not a curated record. Gene Ontology annotation, molecular function: zinc ion binding. Lineage: Eukaryota; Viridiplantae; Streptophyta; Magnoliopsida; Brassicales; Brassicaceae.